This is a messenger RNA of Fimicolochytrium jonesii, 1141 nucleotides long. RefSeq lists its product as uncharacterized. Bases 123 to 1019 code for a protein of 298 amino acids. The record is from RefSeq and is a predicted model, not a curated record. NCBI's taxonomy places the organism in Eukaryota, Fungi, Chytridiomycota, Chytridiomycetes, Spizellomycetales, Powellomycetaceae. The transcript has a single exon.
AAACCGGUGGGGAAGUUCCAGAUGGCCAUAUUGCGACGUGGAGCAGAUGUGCCAGGUGCAAGUGGACGGACUGCUUGUGAGUGACCGUCCCCACUGCACGUACCUACAGUAUGUAGGUAUAUAUGCCCCCGGCGGUCGGGGGCAGUCCCUUGCAUCCGACAGUCCUUGCAUCAACCAUGUCUUCGCAAUUCCAGGACCUGGUUCUCGAUUCACACCGUGCAUCCGCGAAGGAAGGCUCCUCGAGUAUGAACCUACCGUUCUACCUCACCAAUUGCGGCCUCGCACCGCUCGCCACACGUGCCAUAUCGACAGAGGAUCGGGAGCAAGCCGCGUCAGCCACUCAGUUACUUGAGGAACUGAAUACCCACAACUUUGAGGCUUUUGCACUAUCAAACCUGAACGAAUGGGCUAGUGAAAACCUCCCGCAGUCCGUCCGUGAUGCCGAACCCUUUCGAACUUUCAUGGCGAAACGACCCGCAGAAUACGACCUCAGCUUCUGGGGCGCGGACGACCCUAUCAUGGGAGGGACAGCCCCCGUGCUACCAGGCCCUAAAUGCUCCGUCCCAAAUCCUCCUCGCGAGACAGAAGUCGAUCAGGAGGUCUUUACCACCAUCAAGGAAGCGAUGGUCCUGCGCUACGUGCAAAACGCCAUGGACAAGAUCGAUCCUUUCCUCUACCGCCUCCUGCCUGACCGCGACGAGCUGCGCCAGAAUGUCACCGCACGACUGCUUUCCCUGAUCACUGUAGAUAUGAUUAUAGACGGUUCCGGAGGCGAAUGGUUCGACGAAUGCAUCCACGACGUUGUGCAGAGCUCGUUUAGAGACGAUUUGGCAUGCGCACGGCUUGCGUUUGUGCUCCAUAUGUUACCCGAAGCGCAUAGGGACACCCUCCGAAUCAUAAUGGACAUCUUGAUUUUGGAUGCGUGGAAGGUGGACGAAGGGCUGUCGGAGAAGAACGCAGACCAUAUCAUGGAUACUGUGAAACAGGCGAGCAAGCUUUUGUCGGUACCAGCAGCUUAAGUGCUUUAGCGACGUUUCAGAGUCUGCCGGAUGUCCGUAGACAUGAUCUUUUGCAUGCCUCCAUAGGUCGUACAUUACAAAACGCCCAUGUUAUGUUGGUCGUGUGUUUUCUCAGGCGUCUA